Messenger RNA from Dendronephthya gigantea, 3032 nucleotides. Its product is annotated as delta-1-pyrroline-5-carboxylate synthase-like. The coding region runs from base 247 to 2688 and encodes 813 amino acids. NCBI's taxonomy places the organism in Eukaryota, Metazoa, Cnidaria, Anthozoa, Malacalcyonacea, Nephtheidae. The transcript has 15 exons. Gene Ontology annotation, molecular function: glutamate-5-semialdehyde dehydrogenase (NADP+) activity; ATP binding; glutamate 5-kinase activity. The record is from RefSeq and is a predicted model, not a curated record. Gene Ontology annotation, cellular component: mitochondrion.
GGAUGUUGCAUCAUCCGUACGUUCUCCGGUUCGUUCCGGCCGGAAACGACCAAUCAGAAGGGCGGAUAUCGGACACGAAAUUAAAAAUUCCAAAACAAUGGGGCAGUCAAAGAACGGAGCGUAAAACUUUGAUAAGUUGUGGUUGAAAUUGGCGAUCAAAUAAAUGUGAUAAAAUGUCCUUUAAGCUUUGUAUUUUGGUGUGAAUUGCGUACUGACACCUACAUUAGCUUUGAGAGCUUAUAUACUAUGUAUUCGCUCAGUAAUCGGGCUUGUUUUGGCCUUCGUUCUGCCUUGAAGAGUCGCGUUGUAUUUUGGCAACGUGGCUUAAGCAGUCAAGAGAAUGGGAAUGGCUUGACAAGUUUCGAUGAUCUCUACACGGGCAGAAAAGCUGCGCUACAUCGUAUGGAAUUAAAGAACAAGAAAAGAGUUAUGGUGAAGCUUGGUUCUGCCGUGAUUACUCGCGAGGAUGAGUGUGGUGUUGCUCUCGGAAGAUUAGCCUCGAUUGUAGAACAGAUAUCGGAACUACAACAGCUGGGUCAUGAAAUGAUGUUGGUAACAAGUGGUGCGGUUGCUUUCGGAAAACAGAGGCUUCGCCAUGAACUGCUGUUGUCUCGUAGCAUGAGACAAUCCCUGAGACCAAACGAGCAUCCGCAGGGAAAUUUACUUCCACAACUUGAGCCAAGAGCAUGUGCUGCUGUGGGUCAGGGUGGGUUGCUGUCGUUGUACGAAGCCAUGUUUAGCCAGUAUGGAUUGACUUGUGCUCAGGUUCUCGUAACGACUCCGGAUUUUAAAGAUGCCGAACUUCGAAGUAAUUUGAGGUCGACAAUGGACGCGUUGAUAAAAAUGAAUUGUAUUCCAAUAAUCAACACGAACGAUGCUGUUGCACCGCCACCCGGCGAAGACCACGACCUAAAAGGGUUAAGAAGAAAGUCAAACUCGAUAAUCAGUUUGAAGGAUAACGACAGUUUGGCUGCCUUGCUUGCUGUAGAAAUGAGAACAGAUGUUUUAGUUCUGCUGUCAGAUGUGGAUGGAAUAUAUACGUCGCCACCAACUCGAAGCGAUUCCCAACUCAUCUCGACCUUUCAUCCUUCAAACUUGGAAAACAUCACUUUCGGUGAAAAGUCCAGAGUUGGUAUGGGGGGAAUGGAAUCUAAGGUGAAGUCCUCGAUCUGGGCUCUUGAACGUGGAACGUCCGUGGUGAUUGCGAAUGGCGUUGGUUCCGAGUACCACGCUCUUUCAAAGAUCUUGGCUGGUGGAAAAAUAGGAACAUUUUUCUCCCUUGCCGAGCAGACGGGCCCUUCGGUAGAGGACCAAGCUGAAGAAGCCAGAAGUGCCGGUCGAGCGUUGCAAGCACUGGAACCCGAGAAGCGUGCUGAUAUUUUGUAUCGCCUUGCGGAUCUUCUUGAAGAACGAACAACAGAGAUUCUCGAUGCAAAUGGUCGUGAUCUGGAAGCAGCGACAUUAUCCGAAAACCUUGAGCCGGCCAUGUUGUCCAGACUCUCGCUAACUCCGAGCAAAAUCAAUAAUCUCGCCGCCGGAAUCCGACAGAUUGCCGAGAGCUCUCACGAGAAUAUCGGUCGGGUCCUCCGAAGAACGAAGGUUUCCGAAGAUUUAGAGCUCGUUCAAGAGACAGCACCGAUUGGUGUAUUGAUGGUAAUAUUUGAAUCACGUCCUGAUGCAUUGCCACAGGUAGCCGCGUUAGGACUGAGUACUGGCAAUGGUUUGCUGUUGAAAGGCGGGAAAGAGGCGUAUCAUAGCAACCGUUGUUUGCUGAAGAUCGUCCAAGAGGCUGUGUCAAGACAUGCUCCGAGAACGGCCGUACAAUUGAUAAGCACUCGGGAAGCAGUGAGUGAUCUUCUCAAACUAGAAGGAAUAAUUGAUCUCGUCAUACCUCGUGGCUCCAACGAGCUGGUUCAGCAAAUUCAAGAGAAAAGCAAAGGGAUACCUGUGCUCGGUCACGCGGAGGGAAUAUGUCACGUGUUCGUUGAUAAGGAGGCAGACCCUGCGAUGGCUAUUCGCAUUGUGAUUGACUCAAAGUGUGACUAUCCAGCGGCCUGCAAUGCUAUGGAAACCUUACUCAUCCACAAAGAUCUCAUUGGAACGCAAACAUUCCAAGAUAUUCUUAACAACUUAAGAGAUAAACAGGUCGUAGUUCAUCCAGGAAUGCGUUUAGCUAAGGCGUUGCCGUUUGGUCCAAUGGCUGCGACAUCGAUGCGAAAAGAGUACGGGGCAUUGGAAUGCACGAUGGAGAUCGUGGAUAAUGUUGAAGACGCUGUCAAUCAUAUUAAUAUAUAUGGUAGUUCACAUACCGAUACCAUCGUAACGGACGACGAUGAAACAGCGCAGAUGUUCCUGAAGGCCGUCGACAGCGCGUGUGUGUUUCACAAUUGCAGUACUCGCUUCGCGGAUGGCUAUCGUUUCGGCCUGGGUGCUGAGGUUGGCAUCAGCACGAGCCGAAUUCACGCUCGUGGCCCGGUGGGUGUUGAGGGACUUUUGACUACACGAUGGGUCCUCAAGGGACACGGUCAGACCGUGGCGGACUUUGCCGAAGGAGGCAGCCUUCGAUACCUGCACGAAACCUUGCCGUUGACCGAGGAGGAAGUACAGGACAUUGAGGGUGAAAUAGGGACUGGCGAGGACAUCGAGGAUAGCCAAUACGAAAAGGACAAUAUUGGCAAAGGUGGUUGAGAAUCCCUAGGGUCCUUAUUUUUGAGGACUCAAAAUGCGGCCGAUAUUUUUACUUCUACAAACGUUUUCCUUAUUUUUUUACAUUAUAUUCAGGGGGGGGUUAUAAUGUCACUGAACAUCUCCGGCGCGGCAACAUUACAAGGAUUGGGAUGUGGGAUGAUUUUACAAUUUUAUUAGAUGAAGUACAAAUACCGAAAUUACCGCUAUUUCGAAUGGCUCCACUUUAAUGUAAUCACGUUUCCAGUUGUUGCUUAAAAGGAAAAAUAUUUCCUUACUAAUAAUUUAUCGUCGACUUAAGCCGGUUUUCCACUAGCGAUAUUUUUCGCGCGAAGCGACUUUAUUCC